This is a messenger RNA of Talaromyces atroroseus, 1494 nucleotides long. RefSeq lists its product as hypothetical. Bases 1 to 1494 code for a protein of 497 amino acids. NCBI's taxonomy places the organism in Eukaryota, Fungi, Ascomycota, Eurotiomycetes, Eurotiales, Trichocomaceae. Gene Ontology annotation, molecular function: N-acetyltransferase activity. The record is from RefSeq and is a predicted model, not a curated record. The transcript has 2 exons.
AUGAGUUUCGUAUCCCAGCAAUCUGGCAGCGUCGUACGUGCAAACUUCCACGAUGAGAUUUGCAAUCGGACAAUAAGCCGUGAGGACCUCGGUUUCUAUACCUCUGUCAUUGUUGGCGCAGUAUAUGAAUUUACAAAAGCCGAAAUAGACAUUGGGUGUGCAGAAUUCUUCUUUGGCGCGAUCAAGAAAUGCGUCGAAGAGCAUCCGGCAUUGGGUGUCGUCGUCAAGGAUAAGCAUACCGAUAAGCCAUAUUAUGAACGUGUCCCGCAGGUUAACUUCAAGGACCAUGUCUCUAUUAUUGGCAAAGAGGCUACGUUCUAUGCAGACCUGGGGGGUGACGACAGUGCUAGAAUCGAGGCUGCCCUGCCCUCCAUUCUCGAUAAACCAUGGGGGGAACUACCGCCGUGGAGGAUUGCUGUUUUGCCCCUGAGACAAACUUCAGAAGAUUUAUCAAGGCGUUCCCGCUGCUUCAUCGCCUUUGCCUUCUCCCACGCUCUUGGAGAUGGUAAUAUUGGAACGGCCUUCCACCGAACAUUUCUCAAUGCAAUACUGAAUCCUGCCACACCUGUGAACUCAACUUGGGUCAUGACUCCCGAUAAAGAAUUACCGAUUCCCUUUGACACUCCUCAGAGGCUUCCGAUUUCGUGGAAAUUCCUCCUUGCGCCGCUCCUCGCCGUCCUCCUUCCAAAGUCCAUUGCCAACUUUUUUGGCCUGCGUGCUACCGUUAGCGAGGUGAAUUCCGAGACUUGGACUGGCUCCAAGAUGUUUUUUGAUCAAAGCACAUUUCACAGUCGCCCAAGGCUAGUAGAGAUUGAUGCCGCGCAAGUCGAGCGAGCAUUGCGCCUAUCGAGGAAACAUGAUGCAAGGCUGACUUCUUUGAUGCACCAAUUAAUCAUACGAGCGCUAAGCAAGGCGAUCCCUGGCCAUGAAUUUACCAAUUUUGUUUCCGGUACUGCGGUGGAUAUGAGACGCGCUAUUGGCUUGUCGAAGGACGAGAUGGGUUUGUUCGUCAACGCCUAUCACGGUCUCCAUGCCCGCCCAAGCAACUUCGCGUUGCCUCUAUCCGAAGAGACAUGGGCCCAAGCUUGCCUUAUGACCGAGAAGCUUGCAGAAUGUGCCGUCAGUUUACAGGAUCAGGCCGUGGGGCUCUUGCGAUACGUGCCUAGCAUCCGGAAAUGGACUGCUGCAAAGAUAGGCCAAGAGCGAGAUUGUUCCUAUGAAGUCAGCAACCUGGGCGUUUUUGACGUUAUGACUCCGCUUGGCGAAUGCUCGGAGCGCGAGAGUAACUGUAAAAUCACAAAAAUGGUCUUUUCACGACCUGUUGACGCUGUUGGUGCGCCACUGGCAUUCACGAUGAUGAGUCUUAAGAAUGGAAGUUUAGUCAUUACUAUUACCUGGCAGCAAGGAGCGUUGGGGGUGCCAAUCGAGUCGGAAUCACCUUUGGUGGAUGCUAUUUGUGAAAGCCUUCGGCAGGACUUUGAGCAGCUUGCAUAA